AUGCAUGAACCCCAUAACCUUUCCCCAGAACUAUGGGAGUUGAACAGGACGUGGGUGUUCCAGAGACCAGGUCCCUCCCUGCAAACCCAGACCAUGAUGUUGGACGAGGCCCAUGAGAGGCUGUAUGUAGGGGCUAAAAACACCCUGUACUCCCUCAGCCUGGAGAGAGUUAACCACCAACACAGAGAGAUUGACUGGGCCAGCUCUGAGUCUCAGGUAGAAGAUUGUUUGAUGAAGGGUAAAGAGAAGCCAGAGUGUGCUAACUACAUCAAGGUGUUGCAGCAGUUUAAUGCAACCCACCUGUUGGCCUGUGGAACAGGAGCAUUUAACCCUCUCUGUGUCACCAUCAGGGUGGGACACGCAGGACAGGCCAGACAGUUUGAGCUGGAGGAGCAGAGUGUAGAGAGUGGCCGAGGGAGAUGUCCCUAUGACCACAACAGCCCCGUAACCUCCACCCUGGACAGAGGAGAGCUGUAUAUUGGCCUGUAUACAGACUACUGGGAAAAUGAUGCAGCUCUGUGUCGACUGAACAACCAAAGCUACACACGCACUGAGAGAGACAACAGACAACAGCUCAACGAGCCUAAGUUCAUUGGGUCGGUGGUGAUUCCUGAUAACGAUGACAGGGAUGAUGACAAGGUCUACUUCUUCUUCACGGAGAGAGGGAUGGACGCAGAGGGGGUUAACAAGGCUGUUUACACCCGGGUGGGACGGGUCUGUGCGAAUGACCAAGGAGGUCAGAGGAUGUUGGUGAAUCGUUGGAGCUCCUUCCUAAAGACCCGUCUCAUCUGCUCUGUGGCUGGAUCCAACGGCAUCGACACACACUUCGACAAGCUGGAGGAUGUAUUUGUGUUGAAGAACAAGGAUGAGAAGAAUCCAGAGAUAUUUGGCCUCUUCAGUACUACAAGUGCUGUGUUCCAGGGCUAUGCAGUGUGUGUGUACCACAUGAAUGUUGUGCGAGCAGCGUUCAACGGCCAAUUUGCACACCGGGAGAAACCAGAGCACCACUGGACCCCAUACAAAGGCCGGGUCCCCUACCCACGCCCCGGAUCUUGUGCCAGUAAGAUGAACGGUGGUGGGUUCUCAGGUUCUAAGGAGUUCCCUGAUGAGGUUCUGCGUUUCGUGCGUUCCCACCCCGUCAUGUCCAGCCCGGUCCUGCCCCUCCACAAGAAACCUGUCCUACUGCAGACGGAGCCAGGAGGGAGGAGACUAACCCAGAUUGCUGUGGACCGCGUCCAGGCCCAGGACGGACACUACCACGUCCUGUACAUAGGCAGAGACGACUCUGUUGUGUUGAAGGUUAUCAGCAUCUACAACAAAGACACAGACACCAUAGAGGAAGUGCUACUGGAGGAACUGCAGGUGUUCAAGGUCCCUGUGCCAAUAACUGAGAUCAUCAUAUCUGCAAAACGACAACAGCUCUAUGUGGGUUCUGAGGUGGGUGUGGCUCAGGUGAGGCUCCAUCAAUGUGAACUGUACGGGUCAGAGUGUGCCGACUGUUGCCUAGCCAGGGAUCCUUACUGUGCCUGGGACGGACUCACCUGCUCACGAUACUACCCUGUUGGGGUCUACACCAAGAGACGAUUCAGACGACAGGAUGUUCGCCAUGGCAAUGCUGUACAGCUAUGCAAUGGGCUGCAGAUUGAUGGUCAGUCUGUGUGUGAGAGGCAGGUGUAUGGGGUAGAGAAUAACAGUACUCUACUGGAGUGUACCCCUCGUUCUCUACAGGCCAGAGUUCUGUGGUACAUACAGAGAGGUCCAGACAGAGAGAAGGUCAGAGGUGAUGAGAGUGUAGUCAUAACGACCCACGGGCUGUUGUUCCUGAUUGUGCGGAUUGGGGACGCUGGCAUGUACGUGUGUCAGACGGUAGAACACGGCUAUGUCCACACCCUACUGAGGGUCACGCUACAUGUGCUGGGAGGGGAGAGGGUCAGUGCCCUGAUACACAGGACAGGGGAGGAAGGAGAGGAAGAAGGGGAGACCACAGCAACCUCCUGUCACCUUCCCAUAGAUACCCCUCCAGACCUCCACACUGCUCCAGGCCCUACCUCUCGGCUGUGGUACAAGGAGUUCCUCCAGCUUAUAGGAUAUCGGGAUACACAGCGGCUGGAGGAGUACUGUGAGAGGGUCUGGUGCUCAGAGAAAAGACGCAGGAAGACCAAACUUAGAUACACCCAGCCACUGGGAAGAGGAGAGAGGAGGGCAAGGGGGAGGGGAGAGCCUCACAGAACCCCCAGACACACCAUGGACACCUGAGAGGAGGGAGGGAGACGGCAGAACAACCACACACACAAUGGGCCAGUUUUUUGUUGUUGUAGAGAAUACUACUUCCAAACAAAGCUAAAACAUGACACUUCUUUUUUUUAGACUUUACCGUAAGGUCUUCUUCCUUCUUAUAACCAUAUUACAUGUUAUGUUAUAUUGUGUUUUUACCUUUCCUUGUUUCUGGUGUAAUCUUUGCCACUGGUGCAAAUGCUGAGUGUCCGUCAGAUGGAAGGCACGUAGAACAGUUGAACUGUUUAGAACAACGUGGCCUUAAGACCACAGUACUGACAGCAGGCUUCUCUGAACAGACAUAGUACAGAAGAUUCAUAGCCAUCCCAGCUGAACCCACAGAUAACGAACAUUCAAACAGAUUCCUCAGAAAUAAAAUGUUUCUGGAGAUACACUUGAGCUGCUUGCGUU
This is a messenger RNA of Salvelinus namaycush (lake trout), 2685 nucleotides long. It is a transcript of the gene sema3e, whose product is annotated as sema domain, immunoglobulin domain (Ig), short basic domain, secreted, (semaphorin) 3E. Gene Ontology annotation, molecular function: semaphorin receptor binding; chemorepellent activity. Bases 1 to 2256 code for a protein of 751 amino acids. The record is from RefSeq and is a predicted model, not a curated record. Gene Ontology annotation, biological process: negative regulation of axon extension involved in axon guidance; positive regulation of cell migration; neural crest cell migration. NCBI's taxonomy places the organism in Eukaryota, Metazoa, Chordata, Actinopteri, Salmoniformes, Salmonidae. The transcript has 18 exons.